Molecule: messenger RNA, 6340 nt
Organism: Larimichthys crocea (large yellow croaker)
Lineage: Eukaryota; Metazoa; Chordata; Actinopteri; Sciaenidae
Gene: efr3a
Product: EFR3 homolog A (S. cerevisiae)
Exons: 24
Coding region: 260-2731 (823 amino acids)
Biological process (GO): protein localization to plasma membrane
Cellular component (GO): plasma membrane
Source: RefSeq, a predicted model, not a curated record
UCCUCACACACACACACACACACACACUCACACACACACACACACACUCACACACUUCCGUGUUGUGUGUCACCGUAAAGCAGGAAGCAGUGCAGUAACGUGUAGGAGCUGAUCAGCCUUCCUGGUGUUUACAGGGUCGUCGUCAUUGUUCCGAUGCCAGGUGAAGUGAAGCUACAUGGAGGCUAACUACUGAACCGAGCCGAGCCGAGCCGAGCCGGACCAACCAGCGAACGACAGGAGCUGCGGUACAUUAACCGGGAUGCCAGCCGGAGUUUGCGGCUGCUGUGGCCCGCUGAGGCCGAGGUACAAACGCCUGGUGGACAACAUCUUCCCAGAGGACCCCAAAGAUGGCCUCAGUAAAUCAGACAUGGAGAAGCUGACCUUCUACGCCGUGUCGGCUCCAGAGAAGCUCGACAGGAUCGGGGCUUACCUGGCCGAGAGGCUGAGCCGAGAUGUGGUGCGGCACCGCUACGGGUACGUGGUGAUCGCCAUGGAGGCUCUGGACCAGCUGCUGAUGGCCUGUCACUCUCAGAGCAUCAAACCCUUCGUGGAGAGUUUCCUGCACAUGGUGGCCAAGCUGCUGGAGUCCAGAGAACCGGACCUGCAGGUCCUGGGAACCAACUCGUUUGUGAAGUUUGCCAACAUCGAAGAGGACACGCCGUCCUAUCACCGCCGCUACGACUUCUUCGUGUCCCAGUUCAGCGCCAUGUGCCACUCCACUCAUGAAGACACUGAGACCAGAACCAGGAUCCGAGUGGCCGGCAUUAAAGGUCUGCAGGGUGUGGUGAGGAAGACGGUGAACGAUGAGCUGCAGGCGAUCAUCUGGGAGCCUCAGCACAUGGACAAACUGAUCCCAUCCAUGCUGUUCAACAUGCAGGACAGCGACGACCUGGACAGGGCGGGGCAUCCCAGCACGCCGUCAGUGGCCGGUCAGGACGGCGAGGAAAACCCGGCGGCGCUGGCAGAGAGCUGCUUCAGAGAGCUGCUGGGCAGGGCGGCCUACGGCAACAUGAACAACGCCGUGCGACCCGUGCUGGUUCACCUGGACAACCACCACCUGUGGGACCCCAACGAGUUUGCAGUGUCCUGCUUCAGAAUCAUCAUGUACUCCAUCCAGGCUCAGCACUCCCACCACGUCAUCCAGCAGGUUCUCAAUCAUCUGGACACCAACAACAAGAACACGCCGCGGGUCCGAGCCGGCAUCGUCCAGGUCCUCCUCGAGACGGUGGCCAUCGCUGCCAAAGGCUCAGUGGGUCCCACAGUGCUGGAAGUGUUCAACACUCUGCUCAAACACCUGAGGAUGAGCGUGGACUUUGAGCUCGGCGAGAGCUCGAGGAGAAACUCCAGCGUCAGCGUCUCGUCCAGCCGAGGCAAAGAGAGCGAGGAGAGGAUCGUCCAGAACGCCAUCAUCCAGACCAUCGGCUUCUUCGGUGGAAACCUGCCAGACUACCAGCGAGCUGAAGUCAUGAUGUUCAUCAUGGGCAAAGUGCCCGUGUACGGGACCCCCUGCCACACCUUGGACCCCGGCAAGAUUGGGAACCAGGGCACCAAGCGGAUCCAGACCAUGCUGCUCAGCUCUCUCAUCAUGGUGACCUCUGGCUUUAAGUCCAAGUCCAUGGCGGGAGCGCUGCCUCCUCCCUUCUUGGAUCCGCUGUUCUCCAUCUCUCUGAUGGAGGACGGCGAGCUGAGGCAGAUGGUGCUGGAGAUCCUGCACAACAUCAUCGAUCGCCAUGACAACCGCGCCAAGCUGCGAGGCAUCAGAAUUAUUCCGAAUGUCGCAGCGCUGAAGAUUAAACGAGAGAAGAUUUCCAAACAAGACGUUGCAUUCAUGAAGAAGCACGGCCAGCAGCUCUACCGUCACAUCUACCUGGGCUGUAAGGAGGAGGACAACGUCCAUAAAAACUUUGAGCUGCUCUUCACCACGCUAGCCAUCCUGACCAUCGAGCUGGCCAACGAGGAAGUGGUCAUCGACCUCAUCCGGCUCGCCAUCGCUCUGCAGGACAUGGCUCUGGUGAAUGAAGAGAACAUGCCGAUGUGUAUCCGCUGUGGCAUCAUGGCGUUGGUGGCGGCGUACCUCAACUUCCUGAGCCAGAUGAUCGCAAACCCUCCCUUCUGUCAGCACGUCAGCAAGGUUAUCGAGCUAAGGAACAUGGACGCUCCGUACCUCCUACCAGAACACAUCUUCAGAGACAAGUGUCCACUCCCCGACUCUUUGGACAAAGACGACAGACUGCUGUACUUCCAGACAGCCGACAUGGCCGAGUGUCUGGCAGGACCAGGAUACAACGCGGAGAGGCUCUCCGUCCCGUACAUCCCCCAGGUCACAGAUGAAGACCGUCUGACCAGGAGGAAGAGUUUUGUGGACACAACCUCCAUCCAGGACAUCAUGUCCAACAGCCUGCCGGACAAGGUCAGUGGGCGGUCGCAGCUGGCUGAGGAGAUCACGUUCGAGACACUGAAGAAGGCCAUCGAUACCACCGGCCUGGAGGAGCAGGAGCGGGAGAAGAGGCGUCAGGUGAUGGAGAAGUUCCAGAAAGCUCCGUUUGAGGAGAUCGCUGCACACUGCGAGUCCAAGGCGAACAUGCUUCAUGACCGGCUGGCACAAAUCUUCGAACUUACCAUCAGGCCUCCGCCCAGCCCGUCCGGAGUGGUUUCCAUCUCAGCGGGACACACCCAGCACCAGUCCGUCCCGGUCUACGAGAUGAAGUUUCCAGACCUGUGUGUGUACUGAUUACACACACAUCAAACACACACACAGCUGAAACAUAAAAAAUGCAAAAUUAAAAUUGUCGAGAACGAAAUGCACAAUCACAAAAAUCACAAAUCUCCAUUCAGACCAGCACAAAGGUGUCAGGAUGCUGAAACAACCUGCAGCAGAACAGCUACGAGCCAACAAACCUCCCGAAACUCACGGAAAAGUCCGAACCUGAGCUGUUCGUUCAGUUAAUCUCUUAAUGAAUCCACUGAUCUGCUGCUCUUUGUCCCUGAAACCAAACUAACCGCACGAGUCACCACGAACAAAAACACAACACGAACUUUCACGACAUCGUGAGUCUGACGUUUCUUCCAGCAUGACUCCGUCACCUCGUCUCUAGCCAAAGCUUCACACCUCGUACAAACGCUGUAGUUUUAUUUUAGCUGUGACCGACUCUCUGUCCUCAUGUUGUUCAGUAGGCGUCAGUGCAGUCGAAGUAGAAAUGUACAAUAUAUUAUCUGCGCGCUCGAUAAAUAACUUCACAGGUUAGAAGGCAGAUUCAGCUUUAGGCUGCGCGGCUGUGUUUCGGUAAAAUGACGUUUCGUGUGGAGAGAUGAGCAAUACCUGGAUAACGGGCUCGCGAGCUGCUCAGCAGAGAGUUUGGAUUGAACCCGGUUCAGCAGAGACGGCUCGCUCACGGUUGGUGAUUGCUGAGUUGGAAACUGGUCCGAGUUCCUGAAGAGGUUCGUUUGAUUUCCAUCAUCGAGUAACGUUACCUUUGUCAGAACGGCUGUUUGGUUUCCAGCUCUUAGUUUGUGAUGAGUUAAUGCAGCAGCGGUGCAUUAAUACCAAUCAUCGCCUCCGUCACCUGCUCGGAUACAAAGCAGUGACACUUCUUCAAACAGUCACCGCGAGGCCGCGGUUUGUUUCCAGGAGCUGCAGCUGUGAUCCGUAAUAACAGAUGGUUAUCGUGUUUCCUCUGAUCUGAGCUCGCUGUGCAGACGCUGAACGUUGAAGGCCGGCGAGGAGAUGUGGGUUUGUUUGUGUCGUCUGGUUUUGGCUUGUUUGGAUCCAGAAUCUGACCUUUUUUUUUUUUUCUCUCUCUGUCUGGAGUCCGAUGUGAUGUUUGAACGAUGGAAGAUGGAAAGCUGAAUGAAAGAGUUUUGUUGGGAACGUCUCAGAUGGUUUUCGGUACGUUAAACGUUGUCGCGUUGUUGUACGAGAAAGUUUGAAAUCACCAACGUGAGCCUGAGCAGCUUCUGAAAGAACAAAUUUCUGAGCCGACAAGCUUCAAGGAUUAAUAUGUUCCUCUGUAUAAUACAAUAUCCUCCACUGAUGCAUUAAACUUAUGGAUUAUCCUUUUGUGCAUAUCCGUGCCGCGUAACGUCUUAGCUUUAAAUGCAAACUUUUCUGAUUUCAUAUCACAGUAUCGACUAAAAACAAACAUGCAUUAUGUGACUAACUAACUGCAUGAUCUCUUAAUAUCACGUCGUCAAACCCUGAGCUGGGAAUUUAAGUUUAAAUCCAUCUAACGAGUUUUUUCAUCGACUGAUUUCUUCAAAUCUUCUUCAAGCUGAUAAAAACGAGUCGCCGCUUCACUUUGGAGAAGACUGAAACAGUCGAUGGAUGGUUUGUUUAGAUGUGGUCCUCGAUGAAUGUGUCGUUAUAGCAGUAUAUCAUAUAUUUUUGUACAUUUUAUGCAUCUUGUAUCGUUAAACUGUUGCCUGGUUAGAGAUUUUAGAAUUUGGGAGAUUUUUUUUUGUCUCGCCAAAAAAAGAAGCCGUCUUUUUUUUUUUUUAAGUUUCACCAGGACGUCGACGGUUCAGGGUUUCAAAGGGAUUGUCCGUUUGAUCAUUUCAAAUAUGCUGAAAGAUGAAUGAAUAUUAUAUCUAUAGUCAGAUGAUGUUAGUUACUUUUGUGUAUUACAGAGAGGCGGAGUAAAAGUCAGUACAAUCCGCUGAUCUCAGCUUUUUUUCCACAGAAGUUGCAGCUUCUGCUUCGUCAGGAAGUUUCAAAUCUAAAAUCCUUCCAGACUUUUCCAAAUCGAGACGUUUCAGCUCCGGAUUCACGUCACAAAGACAGUUUACACUUUUUAGUUUUAGAUCCUAAAAAUCACAAAAACUGCCACUUCACUGCAAAACUUGAAACAAAAAUAAAUGAACGGAGAGGCGACCAUGCGUCGUCACGGAGGUCUUUACGGUACUUUAAAACUUUCGUGUCCGCAAUUUCCCCAAUAAAUUGCACUUUUUUUUUUCUCAGAGUUAAAACUCUUAAAAAUCUUUGUGCACAAACACGAUGCACAAAUUUCUGGAUUCGGCAUGACGUCGAGUUUCAGAGGACGCCGUUAUCGGUGAUGUCUGUCGUGAAUAAACAUCCAGAAAUCCACCUAGAAAUCAGGAAAAUGAGUUUUUGAAUGGUGCCACAUCGACAUAAUUUAAACAAAUACAGCUAAAAGAAAAGGAGGCAACAAUUUAUCAGCUGAUAUUCGGAUGACGUUCCCCAACAUUAGUGAUGUUUAUCUGGUGUUGGCUAAAUCUUCCAAACAAGAUACGGAGAAAUAAUCACCAUGUUUUGUAUCGAUGACUCAAAAACGAGGCUUUGAUGAACUCCACGAGCUCCGACGUGCUUCUUUUGUUUCCGUGACACAAAAUAAUAAAUAAAUUAACAACAACAACAAAAAUCAUUGGCAUUGAAUAUUUUUUUAUUUUACACAUCGGCCUCGGUUGUCUCCCACGGCAAACUCGCGGAGUCCCGGGCAACAUUACGAGAACGGUAGUUAUGAAACGUGGAGUCAGAAAAAUAACAGAGCCAGAAUAAUUAAUAUCAUUUUCCAUGUGGCACAAUCAGUGUUUCAAACUGCAAAGAAGUUUUGCUUGUAAAGAUUUUAAAAUCAAAGUUUUGACACGUUAACGUGAGAUCACGAUGACAGACGAGUCGUCUCCGGUUCGUUCGGGAAUCUGCUGCAACUUCUCCUCAUUUAUCAAAGCUGACUAAUUAAUAAUGUUUAAAUCAGAGUAAAGAUACUUUUGAUAAAUCGACAGUAUAUUUCAUAGAUUUAGAUCGAUGGUUUAAAUAAUGUCGAUGAAUGACCACUUGUUAAAAUAAAAUGCUGAGUCAAUGCACUUUGGUCGACGUGUACCCGGUACUACAAAUCAAUCAGCACAGAUUAGUUCGGUACAUCGAUCACUCGAGGUGUUUUUCUUCUGAACGUUCAGUUUGUGAAAUGUCGUAUUGGAGAAUAAAAACUGUGAAGCGUCCGUCCUGAGCGCUGACUGAAGUCCGUACAGAGUCUUAAAUCUUCAGAGGAAACGUGACGUGGAAUCACGUCACUGCUGAGCCGCCUUACUUCACGAUGCUGGACACAAAAACUGCUUUAAAAACACAAAGACGGACUUCCCGUCAGUGCUCCGGACGGACGCUUUCAGGUCGAACAGUCGAAUUCUGCAGGAACAUGAACAGAACAAAACAAACUUUUUAUGUUUGUGACGCAGCACUUUGUAUUUUUGUGCCAGUUUUAGAGAUUUAAAGUGUCUCUGUGUUUCUGUUUCAAACCGCUAAAAGCUAAAAGGCUUCGAUUCAAACACACCGAUGAUUUUAACCACUAGACGGCGCCGAGGUUCUGCUGCGAGUUUAAAAAAAAAAAAA